This is a messenger RNA of Alexandromys fortis (reed vole), 2882 nucleotides long. It is a transcript of the gene Wnt10b, whose product is annotated as Wnt family member 10B. Bases 310 to 1479 code for a protein of 389 amino acids. Gene Ontology annotation, molecular function: cytokine activity; frizzled binding. Gene Ontology annotation, biological process: neuron differentiation; canonical Wnt signaling pathway; multicellular organism development. Gene Ontology annotation, cellular component: extracellular region. The record is from RefSeq and is a predicted model, not a curated record. Lineage: Eukaryota; Metazoa; Chordata; Mammalia; Rodentia; Cricetidae. The transcript is spliced from 5 exons.
UUAGGUCGAGCCCAGCCAAAGCCCCCGGUGCUUUGUCGCGGGUUCGCUCGCUAGCUGUCUCGAUCACUCCCUCCCUUCUACCCUCCCUUCCUCCGGGCGGCCGCGGCAACGCUGGAGAAGCGGCAAAGAGGAGUGGCCCAGCGCUGGAAGAAUGCUGCUCUGCCGAGGGGGCCGAAUGCGACCCAGUCUCCCCACGGUUUAAGUGGCACAAGUGGAACCCAAGUAACCCAACUGCGAGUGUUGUGGAUCCUGCACCUGAACCGCUGGAGGCGCUGACAGAUUCGCCCACCGGAGCCUCCGGGCUUCGACAUGCUGGAGGAGCCCCGGUCUCGGCCUCCGCCCUUGGGCUUCGCGGGUCUCCUGUUCUUGGCUUUGUUCAGUCGGGCUCUAAGCAAUGAGAUUCUGGGCCUAAAACUUCCCGGUGAGCCGCCGCUGACGGCCAACACCGUGUGCUUGACCCUGUCCGGCCUGAGUAAGCGGCAGCUGGGCCUGUGCCUACGCAGCCCCGACGUGACCGCGUCCGCGCUGCAAGGGCUGCACAUCGCUGUUCACGAGUGUCAGCACCAGCUGCGCGACCAGCGCUGGAACUGCUCGGCACUGGAGGGCGGCGGCCGGCUGCCGCACCACAGCGCCAUCCUCAAGCGCGGUUUCCGUGAAAGUGCUUUCUCCUUCUCCAUGCUGGCUGCCGGGGUCAUGCAUGCUGUCGCUACAGCCUGCAGCUUGGGCAAGCUGGUGAGCUGUGGCUGCGGCUGGAAGGGCAGUGGUGAGCAGGACCGGCUCCGGGCCAAGCUGCUGCAGCUUCAGGCACUGUCUCGGGGCAAGAGUUUUCCACACUCACAGUCCAGCCCUAUCUCGGGCGCAGGGCCCAGCCCUGGCCCCCAGGACACGUGGGAAUGGGGCGGCUGUAACCACGACAUGGACUUUGGAGAGAAGUUCUCUCGGGAUUUCCUGGAUUCUAGAGAAGCUCCACGGGACAUCCAAGCGAGAAUGAGAAUCCACAACAACAGGGUGGGGCGCCAGGUGGUAACCGAAAACCUGAAGCGGAAGUGCAAGUGCCACGGCACCUCAGGCAGCUGUCAAUUCAAGACUUGUUGGAGGGCAGCUCCAGAGUUCCGGGCCAUCGGCGCAGCAUUGAGGGAGCGGUUGGGCAGAGCCAUCUUCAUCGAUACCCACAACCGCAAUUCUGGGGCCUUCCAGCCCCGCCUACGUCCCCGUCGCCUCUCAGGAGAGCUAGUCUACUUUGAGAAGUCUCCCGAUUUCUGUGAGCGAGAUCCUGCCGUGGGCUCACCAGGCACUAGAGGCCGGGCUUGCAACAAGACGAGCAGCCUGUUGGAUGGCUGUGGCAGCCUGUGCUGUGGGCGUGGGCACAAUGUGCUCCGGCAGACACGGGUGGAGCGCUGCCAUUGCCGUUUCCACUGGUGCUGCUACGUGCUGUGUGAUGAAUGCAAGGUCACAGAAUGGGUCAAUGUGUGUAAGUGAAGGUGAGCCUCACCUCGGGACUAAGGAAGAACACUGUGUGAUGGGUGCUCCUUUUCAGCCCUUUGCUCUGAUUUCUGUCCAGGGAUAAUCAUGGUCCCUGGAAGCUCAAAGUAUCUACCUGGAAACAGCUUUGGGGGGAAUAGGGUCAGGUGAAAUCUGCGAGGAGCAGCCUUUUGUAGGGGAAGUGGUCAUCAUAUUCUGUUCUUAAACACCCGAAUGGACUAAGAUGAAAUGUACUGUAUUGUUCCCCUCUUCUCAACCUCUGGGGUCUGUCUCUUGGGCCCAGAUUUAUACUCCUUUAGAUAGGGAGGCUAUCAUUUAGCCUCUCGCCUUCCUUGAAGGAUAACACUGGAUGUUGUGUGGAGUCGUUAGAUCUGUAUAUAGAAAGAGACCACCUCUUCCUAUUUGUGGUCCUCAAACUCCUCCACUACAACCCAGAAGAACCUCCUCUUGUGGGGCCAUGGGUGACAAUAACGAGAGGCUUCGGUUGAAAAAGGACAGACGACUGUCCUUAGAGGGCUGUCUUGUCAGGCUCAUAGGGAAUUGUUCUCCUUCCAUUCAGUUUGGAGGGUCCCUCCAAAGGGAAGGUUUAGCUAUGACCCAUGGAAGCUCUUUUUCCUUCUUCAGCAAGAAGGGUGGGGAUGGAUAAUUUAUUGUGCUGAGACAUAUUCUUGGUUCCUGUUUGAAAUGAAAAUAAAUGAAGUUACUGGACUGGUUGCUGGUGGGUGCAGAUGGUGAUGUCUAGCCACACUUGGGGCAGCAGCCUGUGGUUUUGUUGUGAUUUUUAUUUUUUCCUAUGUGAAGCCUACACUCCUGUACUCAGUGACUUUUUAUGUAUAUCCUGCUGAUUUCCAAAAAGGAUUUGAAAUGAUGCUCAGUGACCAGUUCAGACUUUUAGUCUGUAAACCAAGGUGGACUUUGGGGUGGCAAGAUUUAUAGAUCCAAAUGUACCCAGCCCCUGCUCAACUCCUGGUACCUGGUAUCUCCUUCAUCAUUACUUAGAACAAAAUUUGGCAAUGUUUUUUUUUUUUUCCCUGCAAGAGGGCUAGAGGGUAAACAUGCUAGGUUAUUUAUAUUGUGGUCUUUAGGCCAUCUACUCACCUCGACCAUAAUUGCUCAGUUCUGCUGUUAUAGACCCAAAAUAGUUAUGGUCAGGGGAAUGGACAAAAGCAGACACAGGCUACAUGUAAAUCGAUGGGUAUAGCUGUGUUCACUACAGUCACAAACUGGUGUGCCAGACUGCUCCUCUCUGUCAUUCGUUGACCCCUCUCUUAUAUAAGGUCGCAUCUGCUCUGGGACUUUCAAGUCUUAAAUACCACUUAACAAUGAACAUGAACGUAGAAGAGCAGGUACAAUUGUCUCUAAGUCUGAGCCAGAGAAUUUGGGGGUACAUGCAAGGCUAA